AAUAGCUGCCGAGGGAUGAAGUCUCCACCUCUCCUCGUGGCUGUGCUCGUGGCGUGCAUCAUUGUUUUGGGUUUCAAUUACUGGAUUGCAAGUUCUCGCAGCGCGGAUCUGCAGGGUCGAGUCAUGGAUCUGGAAGGCAAAGUCCGCAGGGCGGCAGCAGAGAGGGGCGCUGUGGAGCUCAAAAAGAAUGAAUUCCAAGGGGAGCUAGAGAAGCAGCGACAGCAAAUCGACAAAAUCCAGUCCUUGCACAGCUUUCAGAUGGAAAAUGUCAACAGGGUACAUCAGGAAGAGAAG
Molecule: messenger RNA, 294 nt
Organism: Balearica regulorum gibbericeps (East African grey crowned-crane)
Lineage: Eukaryota; Metazoa; Chordata; Aves; Gruiformes; Gruidae
Source: RefSeq, a predicted model, not a curated record